Messenger RNA from Meyerozyma guilliermondii ATCC 6260, 1686 nucleotides. RefSeq lists its product as uncharacterized. Lineage: Eukaryota; Fungi; Ascomycota; Pichiomycetes; Serinales; Debaryomycetaceae. The record is from RefSeq and is a predicted model, not a curated record. The transcript has a single exon. Bases 1 to 1686 code for a protein of 561 amino acids.
AUGGCGUUGCGUAACAACAUGAGACACAUCUUGAACGAGGAGUCGUUACUGAACGCUUCGUCUCGGUCGGCUUCGAGAGCUCGUACGCCAAAAGUGGAUGGUGAAGAAAAUGGUCAAUUAGACAUCAAUUUUCUGAGCAUUGAAGAACUUUUAACCACAAAAUUGGAAUCCUUGCAAGCAUUAUUGGAGCUGCAGCUCGGCCAGACCGAUGAUUUGGGGAUGGAAUCGACGAGUAAUCAAGAUAUCAGGCAAAAACAAAUAGGACAACUCAAUAAGGCCAGAAUACAGUCUGGUCUGACCACCAUAAAUGACAUCAUAUAUUCACUUUCAUUGCCACGAAAUGAAAUCUCGUCACAACUGAGAGAGCUUCUUCUUGCUCAGCUUUAUAAGCUCAUUGUUUCCAAACCUUUAGUGACAUAUAAUGAAGAGAAUGCUGGCUCAAGCUCUUAUGUGUCCGACGACAAAGUCAACGAAUUAAUCAAGAUCUUCUUGAGUAAGAGUUACCGUUCAGACUCAGAAUUCCUAUUGAUGUUCCGGUCUUGUAUUGCCCUUAUUUGCAGCGAUAUUGAGGAAUUUGGGUACCUUGUCUCAGCAGAAUUUCUAGGUGCUAUCCAACAACUUCUUGUCGAUCCGCCUACUUCGGUGGUAACCAACGAGAACAAGGCGAAUCUCGUCACUGGGCUCUGUAGCUUGCUCCUUGUUUUGCAUAACGGCUCUUCGAGUUUCGGUAUUGACGAGAAGGUGGCCGAGCUUUUGGAUAUUGCAGAAGGCACAGCUAAAAGCGCUUUAACUUUAAGCCAACAAUUGGAAGCUGGUGACAGAGAAUACUCGACUUUGUUCGAUGCUAAUGCCGACAAGCAAAUUGUUAAUGAAGCUACCCAAAAGGUGCGAUCCGAAGUAAACUUUGCCGCGGCAACUUUACAUGGUGCUGGAUGCUUGCUAACUUUAAUGCCUCGUGGUUCCUAUUUGAACGAUUUCAUUUCCGAACACAUGCCCAAACUAGUCGAGAUGGUGGACGAUGAUGUUAAUAUUGAAGUUGCCAAAGCCGCUGGUCGUGUUAUCGGCUUGUGCUACGAGGUAUUUUCCUACUCAGAGGAGGAAGAAGACAACGAUGAUGAGGACGAAGAUUAUAAUUAUAAUGCACCAUACUACGAGCAAGCGGCAUUGUUCUCAGUAAUCGAAAGACUAGCGAACAUUUCCACCAAAAAGGUUUCGAAGAAGGAGAGAAAGGAGGCACACUCAAUCUUCAGGGACAUCCAAGCCACUCUUAUCAAUUACACCGAUAUCGAAAAGCGAACAGCUAUAUAUCGAAAAUCACAAGAAGGACAAGAAUUAUUGAACUCAAUGUUUGAUUCGACAUAUAUCAAACUCUCAAAAACUAGAUCGUUGCCUAUUAACAGUUGGUUCUUAUACCUUCGAUUAAUCCAUUUAAAGUGGUGCUUCAGUUUUGGCGUUCACAACCAGCUCGUCAGUAAUGACAGUAUCAGGGACAUUUUGAGAGAGCCAGCAACAGAUUACGAACUAAAGUAUGGAACGUCAGGGGACCAUGCUCCCGAUGACGAUGCAGCUCACCAUGCCAAUACAUCAGACAAAUAUGGUGACGAUGAAGUCAAGCGAACUCAGCGAAUUAGAAAGGCUAGGGUGAACAAAUUAGCACUGGAGAUGGAUGAACUAGAGUUGAGAUAG